CAGAUUACUACAUCUGCUGUUCUUUGUUUUAUUUCAAUUUGUAAUGUGUUAUUCAUGUAUGCUUCAGAGCAUCUGUGUAUUUGAGCUACUGUGGUACAUUAUUUUCCUUGUCCUUCUCAAUCUCUCCGCAGCCUUCCUGUCAUUACCUUUCCAAACCUCUCAUGUGUGGUCCAUCAUCAUCUGUUCCCAAACAUGGGAUCAUUACCCAAAGCUUUCUAAAACUGGUUUCUGUUCUCAUCCAUUCAGUGACUACCAAGAAACCAUACUAGACUUCUUCCUUGAAUCCCAGCUGUGCAUCUGGUUCAUCCUCGCAGCAAACCGGGAUGAGUCCUAUUCAAGACCAACAAAGCCAGCAGAUUUCUGGGGAAACGACUGUAAUAUUCUAAGUGGAUUGGAUAUGGAAAAAGGCAAAGAAGGAGGAACAUGGAUGGGUAUUAGCAAGAAGGGCAAGUUUGCUGCACUGACGAAUUAUCUCCAACCCAUAAACAGUCUGAAUGCAUUAGGGAGAGGUCAUCUAGUGGCAGAUUUCCUGACUGAAGAGGCAGAUGGUUUGACUUACUUAAAGAAAGUAUCUUCAGAAGGACAUCUGUACAAUGGGUUUAACUUGAUAACUGCAGAGUUUAACAACACCAAAGAAGAUACAAUGUGUUACUAUGGAAACAAAAGUGGCCAGGAGCCCAAAACACUGGAGCCAGGUAUUUAUGGGCUUUCAAACAGCCUUCUUGAGACUCCAUGGAAGAAACUUGUUUAUGGAAAAAAGCUUUUCACAGAUACAAUUAAACAAUGCAAUGAACUUUCUCCAGAGAGCUUAGUGGAAGAACUCAUCAAUAUGCUGAACAAUGAGGAGUUCCAAUUGCCAGCUCCUGACAUAGAGGAGCAAGGUCAAGAUUUCAUUCGGCCGAUACUGAAGGAAAUUUCAGCAUUGUUUGUCCGCACUUCCUCUUAUGGCACCCGGACAAACACAGUCAUCCUCGUUGAUGCAAAAGGUCACGUAACUUUCACAGAGCGUACUAUGCUCAACCCUGAUGUUAACCAAUGGAAAGUCAGCUCCUUCCAGUUCGAACUUGAAAUUUAACAGCUUUCCAUUCAAUGCACAGUAAAAAAAAAAGGAAGGAAUGGAGAACAAAGUUGAAUGGAAAUGAAAGCAUACUUCACAGAUCCUGCAGGUUUCUGGGGCACUCGUGAUGUAAAUGUUUGAUUAAAUCAUACUGUAGCCUAGCAACUGCCGUGCUUUAAAAUGCACAGUAUCAUUAAUGCUUCAUGGUGUUCCAUAUGUUUAUAGUCAAUGUUUGUAUGUAUUUCUCAGUGAAUGUAUCCUAUUGAAUGUCUGUGCAAAUGUGUGUUCAUUGAAUAACUGCAUGUUUGUCUGUAUGCAGUCUCUCUCUAUAUAUAUGUAUGAGUGUGAACGUGUGUAUGUAUUGCCUGGAUCUUAUGUUUUUGGCAGGAUGAGGAAGGCAAAAUCAAAAAUGAGUGAUUUGUUCACUCCUGUCUCUGUUCUCACCAUCUCAGUCCAUUCAACCAAGAAUCAGAUAGCCACUUAUUGUCUUUCUGCAGAGGGUAAUGCUGUUUACAGUCACAGCUACAGUCAGUCUUUUAAUUAUUAUAGACCCAUAACAUAUCUAAGAUAAUUUUUUUUUUAAAUCACACGCAGACACUGCUAAUUUCCCUCGAGUAAUCUGUUGUUACAUUCAACCAUGUACCAAUUGGCAGGACUAUUUCUCCUGCUCUUGUGUCACUUCAUCAUUGUGCCAUAAUAAACACCCACUGCCACAAAGAUCCAGUGCCCAAAAAAUGCAAUAGGUUAUAAAAAUUACAUGAUUCGAUCAUUAACAGGGUCAAAAUCUUAUUAAUUAGGAAGUAUAGAAUGUUGAUUUGUUUGUCCACUUGGCUUCUGUAACUUCAGAGACAGGUGUGAUGAUGUAAUGUUUUCAACAGAAUGGUGUGUGUGUGUGUGUGUGUGUGUGUGUGUGUGUGUGUGUGUGUGUGUGUGUGUAUAUAUAUAUAUAUAUAUAUAUGUGGGCUUAAGUGUGAAGCUGCUUUUAUUUGUUCCAAUUUGAUUAUUAAUUCUACCAUUGUUCAGUGCAAUUGUAUUCUUAUAAAUAAUGCGGGUGAUUUCAGCUUCCAUACUUUUUUUUAAAACCGGUUGGCCAUAUUUUUGUGUGGAAUAUUAGGGAUCAAGAUAUUAACGUGUCUUUUUUUGUAUCCCAACCCCCACAGUUUUUUGUCUCUUUCUAUUCCUGUAAAUCUUUGUCCUCCCAUUCAUUCAUAGUUAUGAGCUUUGGUAGCUGAUUCUCUGCCUUCUGCUAGAUAACACAGUAACCGACCACAAGAGUACAUUUAGUAUUUACCAGAUUAACUUUCUGCUGAACAUUUUUACUUUCCCUGACACGUUGGAUUAGCUUUCCUCAGGGUAAUCUCAGCACGACUGAACUCCCAACAGGAAGGAACAAAACAUGGCUGAGUAAAUCAUGACUGCACUGUUAGUUUCCUAUCACACAAUCCAUGUUACUGUUGGGAAUUUUUUCAAGCUGCACUAUUCAGGGAUAGCAUUAUUAACAUAAUUUGCUGUUCUCAAGACUGAUGGACGUAAAUUAUAAAAAUGGAAACAUUAUAGUGGAAGGGGAUUAAAAUUGUUGACCAAUUGAUUUUUCUUAAACUUUCAAAGAAGGGAGAGAAUAAUGAGAGCUUUCUCCAUGAAGAAAAAGUAUUUAUUGUCAAUUCUAAAAGUGUAUAAAUUACUAUAUUGGACUGAAUUUUAUUUUUAGAAAUGGAUUAGAUGUACAGACAUUUUGGACUAAUUAUUUGAACAUGCCAACAAUGAAAGUUAACUGUUGGUAGCUGCAGCCUGUCAUUUGAUUCAGUAAAGUGACAUAGGAAAAUCUGCCCAUAUUAAAUCCAUUUACAAGAUGCUCUAAUUCCUGUCUGUGCGUCAUCAUUGAAAACAGGAUGAAGUGCAGAAGUCUUCAAAUUAGUUCCAGGUUUUCUUAGAAACUCUUCUUCUGAUUCAAGUCUGUAAUAGAUUUUUGAGUUUUGAAUCAUAUAAAUUAUGGAGGGUCUCUUGAUUGUCUCAUAAAGGCCAGAAAUGCUAUGGCUUCAGGUUGAUUUUUCUAUCUGUGCAGUGUUAAUGAUCUUAGUCAAUUGAACAGUAGGAUGGGUGAGGGUUGAUAGGUUCAGCCUUGAUUAUUUUAGGAGGUCAGUUAGGAAGACAACCUUAAUACUGACAAAUAAAUACUCGAUGAGUUACUGCCCAAUGAUUCUGGAACAAAGAAUGUCUUCAGAAGGAUAAAACGUUUCUGGCAAAAUUGGGAGAGGGAAGGACAGUAGCUGAUGUGGCAGAAGGCAAAGCCAGCUUGCCCAAAUGAACAAUUCCCAAGUUUCAGCUUAUGUCUGUCAUUUGGGAAGGUUGAAUAAAGUCAAAAGACAUAUAAUUGACUUCAAUUGUGGCCAUUUAGUCUGACAUAAGACAAGUGGUGUUACCUUAGAACAGGUAAUUUCCAACCUCUCAGAUUCAUGAAAACAGCGUGAGCAACAUAUCAAAAGGGAAGAUGUUGGGGCUGGGCAAGUCAGAUGUACAUUGUUUUACAGGGAUCAAUGUCGGAAUGGGUGGAUUUUUCAGCAUCUGUGUGAGAAAUGUCAUCUUUUUUUAAAAUUUCUAAUUCAGGAAGUCAAGGGGUUAGCUGAAAGGUUUAUCUAUUCUCACAGAAACAUUAUCAUGUUGGGCUCUGAUGUAUUUGCCCUAUCUGAAUUAAGUCAGAAGUCACAUGACACCAGAUGAUAGUUCAACAGGUUUAUUUGAAAUCACAAGCUUUCA
Messenger RNA from Chiloscyllium plagiosum (whitespotted bambooshark), 3811 nucleotides. Lineage: Eukaryota; Metazoa; Chordata; Chondrichthyes; Orectolobiformes; Hemiscylliidae. The record is from RefSeq and is a predicted model, not a curated record.